CUUCCUGCGGGCGAGCUGCUGGCGGGGCAGCGGGGGACUCCAGCGCACCGCUUUAGGGGCAGCCCCGGGAGCUGCUGUGCGGCGGGGAGCGGCCUCCGCCGCCAGCAUCCGCGCGGCCCGAAGCCGCCCCGCUCCCGCCGCAUCCCAUCCGCAGCGGAAGCCGCGCCCCCGCCGCCGGGCCCGGCCCCCGCCGCCGCCGAGCCUCGAUUGGCGCCGGCGGCCCCGGCUCCCCCCGCGCCCCGCGCCCGGCCCGCCGCAGCCAUGAACCCGCUCUUCGGCCCAAACCUCUUCUUACUGCCGCAGGAGCAGCAGGGGCUGCCCGGCGCCGAGCCGCCCGCCCCGCGGUCCGCAGAGCCCUUCGCGGCGGAGCGCGGCCCCCCGCCGCCGGCCUCCCCGGCCGCCGCCGGCCCCUUCCCCGCUCCGCCUGCCGCCAUGGCCCUCCGCAACGACUUGGGCUCCAACAUCAGCGUGCUGAAGACGCUGAACCUGCGGUUCCGCUGCUUCCUGGCCAAGGUCCACGAGCUGGAACGGCGCAACCGGCAGCUGGAGAAGCAGCUGCAGCAGGCGCUGGAGGAGGGCGGCCGGGCCCGCGGCCCCCCGCGCCGCGACCAGGCGGUGCAGACGGGCCUGGUGGGGCCCAUCCGCCCGCUGGGGCUGGCGCUGGCCGCCGGCCGCCCCGCCGCGCUCUGCGGGCCCGCCCGCCCGCUGGGCUCCCCGGGCUGCCACCCCGGCGCCCCCGCCCAGCCGCCGCCCUUCGCGGCCAACUCCCGCUUCAUGCCCGGCACCAUCUGGUCCUUCUCGCAGGCCCGCCGGCUGGGCCCGGGGCCGGAGACCACUCUGGUGCAGGGGCCGGGGGUGUCGUGGAUCCACCCGGACGGGGUGGGCGUGCAGAUCGACACCAUCACCCCCGAGAUCCGCGCCCUCUACAACGUGCUGGCCAAGGUGAAGCGGGAGCGCGACGAGUACAAGCGCAGAUGGGAAGAGGAGUACACGGUUCGUGUCCAGCUUCAAGACCGAGUCACAGAGCUGCAGGAGGAAGCCCAGGAGGCUGAAGCAUGCCAGGAGGAACUGGCCAUGAAGGUGGAACAACUCAAGGCAGAGCUUGUUGUCUUCAAGGGACUGAUGAGCAAUAACAUCACAGAGCUGGACACCAAGAUCCAGGAGAAGGCCAUGAAGGUGGACAUGGACAUCUGCCGGCGCAUUGACAUCACUGCCAAGCUGUGCGAUGUGGCGCAGCAGCGGAACUGCGAGGACAUGAUAAAGAUGUUUCAGAAGCAACUGUCUCUGCACUUGUCUCCCGUUAAGGUCCCAGCCUCGAUGGGGCGGAAGCGGGAGCGGAAGCAGGUCAGCGAUGAAGAUACUUCACUGUCAGAGAGCGAUGCCUCCAGAAAGCCUGAUGAGGAAGAAGAGGACGAGACCACAGCCAUGAGUAUCAAUGAGGAAAUGCAGAGGAUGCUAAACCAGCUGAGGGAAUACGAUUUUGAAGAUGACUGUGACAGCCUCACAUGGGAGGAAACGGAAGAGACACUGCUCCUCUGGGAGGACUUCUCUGGAUACGCCAUUGCAGCUGCAGAGGUGCAGGGGGAGCAGCAGGAUGACAGCCUGGAGAAGGUGAUCAAAGACACAGAGUCAUUAUUCAAGAGCCGUGAGAAGGAGUACCAGGAAACCAUCGACCAAAUAGAGCUGGAGCUGGCCACGGCCAAGAAUGAUAUGAACCGGCAUCUGCAUGAGUACAUGGAGAUGUGCAGCAUGAAGCGAGGUCUGGAUGUGCAAAUGGAGACUUGCCGGCGGCUCAUCACCCAGUCUGGAGACAGGAAAUCUCCUGCCUUCACCCCAGCCUCCACCAGCGAGUCAGCCCCCAAUGAGGAGAGUGAGGAGUCGGAUCGUGACCCCCCCAGCGAUGCUUCCAUCAGAUAAUGAGGGGAGGCCCUGUUUCCUCAGCCCCUCACUCCUGGCUGAGAGGUGUCUGAGCUGUGGCUGGGAGAGACUGUCAGGGACGUGGAGCCACUGGUAAACAUUUGUUGCCCAGGCCCACCCCCACCUCAGGGCAUCUGGCAGAUCCCCUGCUAUCAGGUGUCUUGCAAAUGGCUAGGUAAACCUGUCCAGGCUGCUCACCUCCAGCCCCUUCUGUUCCUCUCCCCUGCUUUGGUUUAACUAUGGUUCAGGCAGGAUGGUCCCAAACUUGCCACAGCAGUGUUCUCCAGGGGCUGUUCCUAGGUCCUCCAAACACACCUCCUCCAGACUCUGUCCUGGCAUAUUUGACCUGACCCUGGCCCUCCCUGCGCCGUGCAGAAGCCGAACUCAAGCUGUACCUCCCUGCAAACUGGACCUGACUCUGGUGCCAACUGGACCGAGCCUGGGGCUCUUCCCAUCCUUGCUGCUCUCUGGGCACCGGGGUGGCCCUGGAGCUGCACCAGACCCCACCACUCUGCCCUCCUUUGGAGCAGGGACAGAGUCCCGCUCACCAUGCACUUUGCUUUGCUGCGCGUCAGCAGCACAUUUGUUACGGAGACCAGGAAUCAUUAAAUGGGACAGAUGCCUUUUCUACAGCUCCUACAGGUGUGGGCUCUCACUGGGCUGCAGCAGGUGCUGGGCUAUGCUGCUGAAAGCAGGGCUCCUUUGCCCAUCCCCACACCAGGCCCACUUCAGCAUGGUCUUCCUAGGGUGCUCCAUCCCUCAGAAGGUGCUGGCGGCGUGAUCCCUCUUCUGGCAGCUACAAGCCCUCAAAGGGCUGCAUGUAAUGCUGGUACUGCGUGGGCCAGGCUCCAGGCUAAAAAUAAAUGUGAACCCAAUUGUUUUAUCUGCACUGAUGCUACGGCACUUUCCUCCAGUGUGUCUGCACCCCUUCACUGCAGGCCAGCAUCCUCACUCUGGGUUUCUCCUGCUUUGCAUUUAAAAAUAUCAAAAAAACCCAACUGCACAAAAAUGUUGGUUAACAGGCUGAGAUUAGUUGAUGGGGGAAUGACUGAGCAGUGCUGAGAUAUUGGGACAGUUUCAGUUCCUAGAGGAAACUAAGCUGAACAUGGUUUGUGCCUAGCAGACCUUCUUGUCUAAGAGCUUGGUUUCUGCCAGGUGAGCUUUUUGCCAAGGUGUCUGGAACAUCUCCUUACUCAUCCUCAGUUCUGUAUCCAACCUAGGCAUCACUACAGUAUCCCUGUCCUGCCAUCUCUUGUUGCAUUUACCUGUGUGGGCCUUGCCCUUCCCCCUUGUUAUUGGGACCUUUGGGUCCAGUAGGGUGGGAGAGGUGUCCUGCAGAGAGAUUGUUUUGUAGGGCUGUUUGCAGACCAACAGACCCAGGCUGCACAGCAAAGGCAGGUGAAGCUCCAGAGGAAAAUGCUUCCUGCAGAAGGUCCUGCAGGGAAGGUAAAAGUAGAUCACUGUAGAAGAUUUUUGGAUCGCUUGUAAGAUUAGGAAAGGUAGAUAAAAUGGGGGCUGCGGGAUGCAAGAGUUUACCUUGCUAGAUUGGUUUGUGUAAUUAACUGCUGCUGUGCUACACAAGCAGAGCACCUGCACAUCUGUGUGUUGCAAUGCAGAGGGUCAGCAUUUAAGCAGGGCGAGGUCCUCUGCAUGUACUUGCAAGACACAUUGCAGUGCAUGUUGGUGUUUCAGUGUAGGUGAACUGUCUGGUUAGAUACACCUUUCGUGGUUGUUCUUAUUUCUUUUCCCUUUGAAUUUUGCUUUCUAGAAGAACAAAAAACAGAGCACAUAUUUUCAUCUGAUAUUUUUUUCUUCUGAGUGAUGUUGCCUCACACACAGUAGCUCAGGGAUCACUUUCCUUCCUGCCUGAAGGCUCUUUUGGUUUAUACAAAUCCCCUUUCCCAUAUGUUUCCUUACAGCGUUUUCUACCCUUUCUCUGAAGUGGAGAUCUCUGCCUGGCUGGCGAAAUCUGUCUCUCCCCAUGCAUAAUCCAUGGCAUGCGUAUCUUGGCUUCUGAUCUGUCUGUCCUUAAGAAAACCACAGGACUGUAGAGUAUGUUUGCUGAAAGAUUUCGAGCAUGAAGUGCAGGCGGACCAACAUCUCAGUCUUUAGAAGUCAUUGCUCCGAUGAUCACCUGGCACUGUCAGACACCUGUGUGCCAGGGCACAUGGGAAUCCCAGCCCCACACUAUGGAUCAGAAUUCCUUUUGCUGUGAUGCUGAGAUCUCGUCUACAUGUUUCUGCAAGAUGGUGAAUUGUAUUGGUAGUAGUAGGCUCUGUUCUCCACCAGGAUGAAAGCCCAUGAGAUCUUAAUGGUGGCAUGUGCAAUGCUGAUUCUUUGCCUCAGCCAUUUCUCAGCAUGGGAAUGACCGCCCAAAGCCUCCAGUGGUAGCUGGACCAUCUCCCCUCCGUCAGCCUGUCCCCCAGUGGUGACCGCACAUAUUUGAUACUGGAUGUGAGGAGAUGUGUGCUUCUAUUUAUUUAACUCUACUCUGUGGGCUCUUCUCUUUCUUUGAGGAAUAUUUAACCUGUUUUUCUUUGGCAUGAGCUCUACUGGGAACCAUGGUGUCUAGGAACUGUUCAGCACCAUGUUGAUUCUUGAGGCCCCAACCUUUUCCCUCUUCUAGGACACCUUGUGGCAGCACUGGCUCAGGCAGCAGUAUCAGAAGAAAACGUUUGGUAGAGACUCAAAUCUUGCUGGUUGGUCUUUGUGAAUACCUGUGGUCAUCCCCCAGCGGAUGAUCACAUGUCCCAUUCACCCUCAGACUACAACUCAUUCAAAACCUUGGGUUGGCCUUGUCUGUCUCAAAGUCUUCUUGGUUUCAGGGGCAUCUUGUCAGUGGAUGGGGAGGGGACCUUUUCCUAUCUUGGACCUGGCAGAUAAGUUGAUGAAGUGAAUAUUGGAGGAGCAGGUCAGCUGCUCUUUCCAAUUGACCUGGGAACAUAUUGCUGCUGAGCCUAGUCUGGUCCUUACUGCAUCACAGCAGACCUCGGAAAGCAGGGGACAAAGUCUUGUUGCAGCAUCUGUGCAUUAAUGUGAAUUUUUAUUGCCCAAGUGCAGUCCAAGCAGAUACAGUCCCAUGGCACAAGGUAUUUGGCAGUUCUUCUGUCAGCAUCCAUCUCAGGACCCUGCAGAUGCGACUGCUGUCUAUGUGACUGCCUGUUGAAGGCCAUCAUUUUGGAGUCUCAUCUCUGAACUUACAUCAAGGUCCUCCCUCUGAGUAUGUAGUCAGGCUGGUUCAGCUUCCCUACACUGUAGAACUCAUGUUGAAGCAGCCUAGAAACAUGCUGUGCAAAUGUUGGAGAGGGAGAAGCCACUACUUUGUGUAGCUGAGGACAGGCACAACAUUUUUUAAUCAUCUGUGGGGUUGGCACAAAAGCCCCCCAUUGAUGCAAGGACUGGGACAUAUUCAUUUGUCAGCAUCCUGCCUCCAUCAGGUACCAGGCAACACUGCCAGUCUUUGGGCUGGAGUGAGAGGCAGUUCUCUGCCUUGGCUGCUGUACUGUAUGAGAUCAGCCUCUUGGCAAGGGCCUUCAGCAGAUGAUGCCAGGCGUUUUGCUGUAAGGCUGAAGUGAAUGCCCCCUGCUGAAGGUGUUUCUGAUAUGUGACAUGCAGAGCAGCUUCUCUUCCCCCCUUUCCUAUUUUGUCUGAAAGGUGAAUUCUCAUCGCAAAGAAUCCUGGCUGCCAAGUUGGGCCCACUGAGAGGUCAGGGAGCAUCACCUUCCUUGUGCCUCAUUGCAUGGAUGUGGGAUAUUCUUACAGGUUCUAGUAGGGGUUCAGCCACCCAAGCACUACAUAGCCUGGGUAAUUUUUCCUGAGUUUUCUCCCUCCCUUUGCUUGUUCCUGAGUCCCAUCUGUUUUAGAUCAAUCUCAGAACAGAAAGAGUCUGAUUUUGUCUGUUCAACUGCAGUCCCGCACCUCCCCCCCAGCAUCACUCUGAAGGCUCUUUGUUCCAGCUGCACACAAGCUUUGUGUGAGUUAGCUUUUUGCUACUUCAGGAUUCUUUAGAUGGACCUGAAUGAGAUGCUGACAACCAUCACUGGAGCAGCUUGUGAUUCCCCAGUAACCUGUUCAGAAUUCUGUUUAUCUUCUUUCUAAGCCAGGAGAAUGGGAGCUAUGAAAGCUGUACAGAACCUUACUCUUAUUUCUAGAUUCAAACUAGGAGACUGCCUUUCCUAAGCUUUAUACCUUUGCUACAAAAGCUUGAACACCAGUCUCUUUCUGUGUUUAGACAGUGGUAGGUUAUUUUCUAAGGAGAGAUCUGUGAGCCAGCUCUGCAGAAGAGCAGAGAAUAAAUGGCAGGCCACCUUUAAAUUCCUGCUGAGUCAGCCGGGGUAGAGCUGGACCAAAAGCUGAGACCCCUCCACCGGAGCACUAGCUGUGUCAGUAGCUUUGUGAUUUCCAGCUGCAGGUUCAAGUCACCCUAAGAGCUGGCACAGGUGCUGCAGACUCAUGCUGAGGUCUUCUACAUGAAGAGCUCCACUCCUAUGUGAAGGGAGGUCGGAAUUAACAUAGAAGACAGUGGAGUGCUGGAAAUGCAUCUGUAUGAUGCAUGGAUGGGCUCAUGAAGCCGGCUGGCAAACCUCUACUGGUGGGACCUAAAGCUGGCAAAAAUGGUAAGGCAGCAAGGAGGGCUGAAUGGGCUGGAGGCAGCUGUAGGGAGGUCUGGUCACCAAUGAAAACCUUCUGAAGGAUGUAUGAGACUAUGAUAAAUGUUUCAGAUGUGGAUUUUCUAAAUGACUGAGACAUUUUGUCUCAGAAUGGUAAUAAAGGAGAAAACACUCUAGGUCCUCUGGAAGAGGAGGUAUAGAUUUCAUAGCUUGGAAAGCAGCCAAAAGAGCUGAGAGAAUGCUAAGGUAACGCUAGGAGAGGAGUGUGAGCAACCACUAAAAGUUGCAGUGACCAAACUGAACCAAUGUCACAGCAAAUGAGAAGAGGCAGCAGUUUCAGCUUAUGCAAAAGACCGUACAUCUGGGCAAUGCACAAGAGGAACUGGAAGCUCUCAGGACAAGAAGAAAUGUGCUUAACUGGCAUUUCUGAAGGUCACCAUUGCAUUGCAGAAAUCCCAGCUCACCGCUGUAACCCACUGGUAAAGGAGGAAUAGGAAAGUGAAAUGUGAAUUGGGCUUGCAAGCUGUGCUAAAAAUCACAUUCCCUCUAGAGCUAAUAGCAAAACAGUAUGAUCUGACACACAUAUUCAUUAAGGCAUUGAAGGGUCUUGUAUUUAAUCCUGAAUCAUGGGAGAAAACACAGUGAUUUAUUUCUGAACUACCUCUGCUUCAUGUGAAAAGGAAAGUUAUGUUGUUGUGGGAGACUUUGGCUGGGAUUACUGAGGAAUAUGCUAUACCAUGGGGAGCCUCUCGUUGAGUUACAGACGAUGGCGUGUCCAAGUAAGGCAAGGAUUUUAUAUGGCUUUAUGAUAGAUGAAGAUUAAGUUAGAAUUAGUGGUUGCCUAAAGACAAGGGAUUGACAAACAGAUCAAGCCAUUGCCCAGGACAAAAAUACUGUAAUACAGAAGUGCAUGAUAUUAUAUAGCCUUUUCUUAGGAAUUCCCCUAAGGGGAGUAUUAGGAAAGUUAUUUAAAUGGGAGACCCUUGGAAAGAUGAGAGUUCUUCCAGUUAUCCAAAAAGCAGUGAUUUAGCAUGCAUGAGAAGAUGGCUUCCAGUAAGAUGUUUCCCUGAAUAACUGGCCAUGUGAUAGUAGUACGUCAUAGAAAAAAAGUACUAUUAGAAGCAAUUUUUAGAAGACCUUAAUAAAAAAUACAAUUAACUUUGUAACAGCUGCAGUGACUGUGCGUGAAGGAAGGGGAAUGCAGGGAUGACAAAAUAAUUAAGAUGUAUCAACAAUAGUAAUGUGAGUGGCUGAUGAUCUCAAGAAUAAAUAUCCAUAGGCGGAUCGCUAAGGAGAUUAACAAGUUGUUUUAGCUAUAUCUAAAGGAAAAUCAAUCCUAGCAGUAAUAUGAGCCAUUUACUUGACUGCGAUUAAAAAAUUUUUAAAAACCUUAAAUGAAGGGGGGAAAAAAAGAAGUACUCAUCAGCUGUGUCUGUUCUGUAUUUGGAAAGAGCAGAGUGUAGUCACAGGGGAAUGAUGAAGCACUUUCCAGGCCAUUAGCAAUCACGGAGGAUCCUUGACGGGGCUGUCUCGAGGAGCACUCUCCAUUUCCAAGCAUGGGUGUCCCAGAGUACUCUGCUACUGUGAGCAGCCUGCAGUGCCAGGGGAUGCUCCAGGCAAUGGAAGGAAUGGUCCUGGGAAAAAGUGCAGUGUUCUAGCUGCUUUCUUUUUGCAAAUGUUGUUUUACGAAGCGCCCUGAUCUUGUUGGUGAUGGCUGUUGGCUGCUGAAUCCACAGUUUGCUGAUGUCAAUUAGGUGAGCUGGGAAAAAGUCCUUUAAAAAAGGGUGAACAGGUGAACAAAUGACCCAAGUGAUGAGCCUGGCAACGGUGAUAUGGAAACGGUGGGGGAGGAGAUGGAAAAUCAGGAAAGAGAGGACAGUCUGCACAGACCUGGGGGGACGAGGAACUGACAGCCAAGUCUUACAGCAUUUUUCAUAGGUAGGGAUGAUAGCUGAAGAGUCUAAUAAAGGGUAAAUGCCUGAGUCAAAAUGCUGAGAUGUAUUGAAAUAUAAUUCCAUAAUUUAUUUUUUAAAUUGAGUUAAAGCAUCGGCUUUGUUUAGCCUACGCUAUAAAUCUAAGAGCAAGAAAUAAUUGUGUGCGACCACAUGUGGGACAACAGGAGCUCUGGAAAGUCAGAGCAGCCUCGGUGAGUGCCCAGCCAGACACCGAAGCCAGUGAGAUCUUUACAAGUCUUUAUUUCUGUGUGGCAUUGGUGUCUUUUGUCCCUGUUUGCAUCAGAUUUUGGAGCAGGGGUGAGCAAAAAGUCCUAACUGAUUCCGGGCUGAAGAAAAAUGCUUUGAGAGUAAAAAGUUCAGUCUGUUUUGUUCCUCAGAGCAGGUGAAGGAAAAUUAUUGCUCACAAGGAUGAUGUAGAUGGCUGUUUAAGCAGGCUGAGAAAGGCAUGUGGGGACUAUGAGGAGAUGCAGAGGCUGGAGGCCACAUGCAUUCAGUGGGACAUUUGGGUGUGCUCAGGGUCCAGCAGCAGCACUCAGCCUGGUAACUAAAAUCUGGAGACUGCAGACUGUUUUUGGAAGGUUUGGCCGGUCUGUCUUUUCCAAAUCCAGUUGCUCUUCAACACACAGCUUACCCUUACUGGCAAUCACAUCGAUGAAUUCAUCCAAGGGUGCAAACAGAUCUCGGAGGCAUCAUUUCUUGCCUUGGAAGCAGCUCAGAUCCUCUCCCAGUGACUUGGCGCCAACCAAGUGCCGACUGACUCUUUGUGCUGGCUUUCAGCUGUCUGAUACAGAGAUCAAACUGAUGGUUAUUGCUGGUUUCUGAACUCCUUGGAGAUCCUUUCUAAAAUCUACAUCACAUCUGUAAAUCCCUACUCCUUGGUGUCGAGGGUGACGUGUGAUGAAUUACAGGCGUCAUUAACUCUUCAUCCAUUCUGUGUCCAAGACCAUCUGAGACUGACACAUGGCACUGAGAGACUGCUGCUCCUCAUGGCAUUGACGUGUCUGCAAGUCCCAACAUUCAGUCUGCAAUGGUGUCUUUGCCUCACCUCUGCUGGGAAAAAAAUCUCCUACCUACUGCUGACAGAAGCAUUGCUUUUACUUUUCUACUGUGGCCUUCUUCAUCUGAUCCCACCCUGUCUGAGAUGCAUUUGAAAAAGAUUUUAAUAAUACCUUUUCUUUUGUCAUACUCUGUCCUAAAAACCUGCCUUCUUAGGCUCUUUUAAAUUUAAUUUGCUACUGUUUAUGAAUUCUUCUAUUUUCAUUUGACUACAGCUACUGCUUUUUGAAGGCUGUCUAUUCAAGUCUUACGCAGUAAAGUAUAACGCAUUACUUAUUGUUUCUUCUAGGAGAUGUACAUAUAAUUGAAAAUAAUUUCCUCAAGAAGAUGACACUGCUAUAGUAAGAUAAGACACGGAGGUAAGUUAGCUGUCCUGCAGUAAGAGGUUAUAUUCAGCUCACAGAGCAAGCAACAAACUAUUUGUUUCUGUGGUAUAUAUGCGGCAAGACUGCCAAAAUGUGGGCAGGUUGGUUCUGCCAAAACGUCUGCUUUUGUGAGUGGCCAUGUGUGCAGUGCUGUUUGCAUACUGUGACUUUGGGUCGUGAAGCUGUGCUUUGUGAAAGGCAUCUGUUACAAUGAGUUUGGAACACUGUCAUUGGAGGUGUUUGUCUUGUACAAAUGUCCAAUACAUGCCUCGCAGUCUUUUCUCUCCGA
This is a messenger RNA of Gallus gallus (chicken), 10192 nucleotides long. RefSeq names its product intermediate filament family orphan 1 (gene IFFO1). The transcript has 10 exons. The record is from RefSeq and is a predicted model, not a curated record. NCBI's taxonomy places the organism in Eukaryota, Metazoa, Chordata, Aves, Galliformes, Phasianidae. The coding region runs from base 262 to 1917 and encodes 551 amino acids.